Molecule: messenger RNA, 1377 nt
Organism: Branchiostoma belcheri (Belcher's lancelet)
Lineage: Eukaryota; Metazoa; Chordata; Leptocardii; Amphioxiformes; Branchiostomatidae
Product: slit homolog 3 protein-like
Exons: 2
Coding region: 1-1377 (458 amino acids)
Cellular component (GO): plasma membrane
Molecular function (GO): protein binding
Source: RefSeq, a predicted model, not a curated record
AUGAAAGUAAGUGUAAGGACUUUGCUGGUUAUUUUGGGAUUUCUGUGGACAGGGUGUUUAUGUUUACCAGAUGGAUGUGAAGUUAGUAAGUUCAAGUACAGCUCUAUGGUAUUAGUUGACUGUAACAAACUGGGUCUCGUGACGGUGCCUAGUGAUUUACCGGCCAACACUGUACAGUUUAAAAUCUCGUACAACAACAUCAAAAACGUUACGUACCUGCCGGCACUGAAGAACAUGUACAGUCUGGACUUGAGCUUUAAUUCUAUUGAAAGUAUGUCCUGGAUGUCUCUGCGGACUUUGCCAGAUUUAAGCACUCUUGAACUACAAAAGAACCGACUGAAGUAUGUAGAGCUCGACAUCGUGAUAGCGCACCUCCCGAAACUGAAAUUUGUAAAUUUAAGUCUGAACAAACUUGCAUCAUUCUCUCAGUACGCGAUGGGAUGGCCACAGGUGACCACAAUAGUCAUCUACAAGAACCCAUUUCACUGUGACUGUGACCUGUCCUGGCUGAUUAUCAAGAUGGCGUGUUUAAAAGCCUGUAAGGGAAAAGAUAGACAGGCUUGUUGUUCUUCAUGUUCAGCCUGUUUUCUUAAUAUGACCCCGAAAGGACGUUUUAACUGCAAAAGUCCGAGUGAUCUGCACGGGCGCCAUUUGUCCACUGUGUCCACCCAGCUGACGGGCUGUGGAACGACCCACCAAGCCGAGACCAGACCUACAGAGCACAGAAAAUGCUCAGUAGGGAUACCGACAAGUGAUUCACCGGUAAUGACCAAUGCAUCUACAACUGGUAAAACUUUGCACGGGAAAGAGGAGAAUAGUCACAAAUACAUCGCUAUUUUCAUUCUUGAAAAGUGUAUAAGCGUGGCUUUUAUUAUCUGCCUUGUACGACUCAUGAUAAAGAAAAAGUUGUGCUACAAUCGCCGAGAAGCCGCAGGCAUUGGUGCAGAUCGCCCUACCAUCCACUCACAUCAGAUCGUGCCACCGAUAGAAAACAAUGUGUACAACGAAACUGUUGCAGAAGGUUCGAAACCCAGACAACCUGUCGCACAUCAAAUUGCAUUACCGAUUGAGAACACCGUGAACCAGUGCACCUCUACACAAGGCAUGGAUGAUGAAGAUUCGGUUCCCCCGGGUGAAAACGAGAGUACACCAUCACCAGAAAACUCAGAAAACCACUCUGCUGUAGAGCUGUAUCACGAAACUAUGGCCGUCUCGGAACAGUGCGUGGAAGUUGACCGUACACAAACUGCAGAGUCUGCCGUGUAUACAUGUACGGAACCAACAGCAAGCUCUACAAACUACAUGUACAACACUUCUGCAGAAGUUGUGAAUCACGGACAUCAUGAUGAUAAUGAGAAUAAUAAACGAAUGGAGUAG